ACGAAAACCUACAUGGGCCGACGAUAUCAAUAAUACCUGUCUGAUGUACGGCACCACAUACUUAUUGUGAAACUUGUUUUACAACCAUUUACAUUUCUAGGAAAUUUUUUCGACAAAAAACAAAAUAAUCGACACUAUUAGGCAGCAAAUGAAAGAGAUUUUAAUUACUCGGCCAAAAUUUUGAGGUUUCCAUUUGAACACACGCACACACACACACACACUUAGAAACAAGUGAAUGGUGAUAUUAAUUUGACGUAAACAUACAUAACCCAAACGACAUUUGGGCAUACAUAGUUUACACAGUGCGCAAAUUGUAUGUGGAAUAAUGUCGUUAGCACUUUUAUUGAAAAUUAAUCGUUUCAUUCAACGAAUUGAAAAUGCAUUACCGCAAAUUUUUGGCAGAGGUUUUCCACCAGAACCCAUGUAUGCAAUUGCGUGCCCCGGUUACACACCAACCACAUUAAAAGAAUCAUCAGCAACGAGUUCAUUUUCAUUGAAGGAUUUAAUCGGCGAUGGAAUUUUAUGGGCCGUUCCAAAACAUCGGAAAACAAUCGAAAAACGAAUGAAGGCCCGAUACGGUCAUCAUUUAUAUGGUUCAAGAUACAUGAUUAAUCCAAAAACAACAUUACGCAUAUGCGUACAAUGCGGUCAUGAUCAUGAAGUUGGUGUUUUAUGUCCUAACUGCUAUCAACGUGUAAUGGAUGAAACAAAAGAAAUGCAAACGAAAAUUGAGGAGAAACUUGGAUUGAAUCCAGUUGAGCAAGAAGUCGUUGUAUUGUACGAUGGUGAAAAGGAUAAGCCAGCGGAAUUUUGGGAAGGAAAACGUGUUAUUGAAAUGGAAAAACCACGACCCACAUGGUUUAGUAAGAAUUUACUGCAAAAAACAACACAACCGGCAGCCAAAACAACAGAAGUUAAACCGACCAACUUAGGUUAAACCAAUCGCACCCAAAUUACACAUUGGGCGCCACAUUAGUUUAAUUUGAAAUAAAAUAUGUAGACAUAAAGCAAAUGGAACAAUAAAAUGUUGGACGAAGUCAAAAAAGAAAACAACGAAAAAUUUCAUUGUAA
Molecule: messenger RNA, 1071 nt
Organism: Contarinia nasturtii (swede midge)
Lineage: Eukaryota; Metazoa; Arthropoda; Insecta; Diptera; Cecidomyiidae
Gene: mRpL32
Product: 39S ribosomal protein L32, mitochondrial
Exons: 4
Coding region: 326-937 (203 amino acids)
Biological process (GO): translation
Cellular component (GO): mitochondrial large ribosomal subunit
Molecular function (GO): structural constituent of ribosome
Source: RefSeq, a predicted model, not a curated record